Molecule: messenger RNA, 2043 nt
Organism: Arachis ipaensis
Lineage: Eukaryota; Viridiplantae; Streptophyta; Magnoliopsida; Fabales; Fabaceae
Gene: FUC1
Product: alpha-L-fucosidase 1
Biological process (GO): glycoside catabolic process; fucose metabolic process
Cellular component (GO): lysosome
Molecular function (GO): alpha-L-fucosidase activity
Source: RefSeq, a predicted model, not a curated record
AAAAAAAUAAAAAAAUUGAUUUAAAAUUAUUUGGGAAAUGAAUUUGCAUAGUUAUUUGACUUAUUUCACUUAUUUGAAGUUAUGAAUGAGUGAAAAUGUGGAACUAGUGUUGGUGUAUGGUGAGAAAGCAGUGUUCCAUUGUGUUGGUCAAAGUGAAAGACUGAAACUAUAAACCCACGCUGAUUUAUCAUAACUCAAUAUUCUUCCCUUCCAGACACCAUGGACAACCUCAACCUGCCAUUAAGGUUAGUAUUGUCUUUCAACCUAUUACUAUUACUCCCAUGUUGUUGUUGCUGUUGUUCAGUGGCUCCGCCACUUCCCAUAUUGCCCCUCCCAAACGCCUUCCAGAUCCAAUGGCAGCUGAGCCACAUGUCCCUCUUCUUCCACUUCGGUCUCAACACCUUCACCGGACAAGAGUGGGGCUCCGGCCACGUACACCCUUCCCUCUUCAACCCCACCAACCUCAACGCCACUCACUGGAUACACCUCGCCAAAGUCAACGGCUUCAACCGCGUCAUCCUCACCGCCAAGCACCACGACGGUUUCUGCUUGUGGCCUUCCCAAUACACUAACUACUCUGUUCGCUCCUCUCCCUGGAAGGCCGGCACCGGGGACGUCCUCGCUGACCUCUCCGCCGCCGCCAAACUUGCCGGCGUUGACCUCGGCAUCUACCUCUCCCCCUGGGAUCGACACGAGCACUGUUACGGUGACACCUUGCUCUACAAUCAGUUCUACUUGGCCCAGAUGACUGAGCUACUCACUAGGUAUGGAGAGAUAAAGGACGUAUUUUUGGAUGGUGCAAAAGGAGAAGGGGAGAAGGACAUGGAGUAUUUCUUUCACACUUGGUUCUCUCUCAUUCACCAGCUUCAGCCCGCCGCCAUUAUAUUUUCCGAUGCUGGUCCUGACACUAGGUGGGUUGGGAAUGAACUUGGUCUUGGUGCCUCUACUUGUUGGUCUAUUUACAACUCCAGUCUCACUCCAAUUGCUGGCAUUUACAAUGAUCCUCGAUAUGCGGCCGAGGGAGAUCCGGCUGGUCAUGAGUGGGUACCUGCCCUCUGUGAUGUCUCAAUCAGACCUGGUUGGUUUUGGCAUCCUUCAGAACUUCCAAAGUCUGCAAUCAAUCUGCUUGAAAUAUACUAUAAGUCGGUUGGUCGAAAUUGUCACUUGCUACUCAAUGUGCCUCCAAACUCGUCGGGUCUCAUUUCACCCGAGGAUAUCCAAGUUCUUCAAGGGUUCACUGAACUCAGAAGAUCUAUAUUCUCCCACAAUUUAGCUAUAAAUGCGCUUCUUGAAGCCAGCAGCACGCGAGGAGAAGGAGGAGGAAGAGGAGGGACUUGUGAUUCACAGUUUAGUCCCUACAAUGUUCUGAAAGAAGGCAUAUACACUUAUUGGGCUCCAGAGGAGUAUCAAUCAAGUUGGAUAUUGUACAUAGAUCUUCAAGAACUAGUAUCCUUUAAUGUUCUGCAACUACAAGAGCCUAUUCAAAUGGGACAAAGAGUGAGUGAGUUUCACCUCGAGGCAUUGCAUCAAGAUGAUGUAUGGAAGAGAGUUACAAAUGGCACCACAAUUGGAUAUCAGAGGCUUUUGAUGUUUCCAAAAGUAAAAUCUCAGCAUUUGAAGCUUGUUAUUGGCAAGUCUAGAGCUGAUCCACUGAUAUCAUACUUGGGGAUCUACAUGGAUCCAGUUACCAUUUGGAGCAGCAUAUAUGAUGAUACAGUAUUAACAAGCCAUUUCAAUGCAACUCAAGUUAUUCAUAUUAUCACACAAGACAACUCUCACACUGCUACUUCAACAGCUACAAUGUAAACUUGCUCAGUUAUUUUUCUUGUAGUUGUAUGUUACACAGAAAUAGAAGAAAAUUUUUUGCUCAUUUAUGUAUGUGGGAAUUGGUAUCUGUUUUGCUCCCCAUGUAUUUUGUAGAAUCUUGUAGAGGACUCGUCUCUCAAUAAGGAGAGCAGUAAUCUGUGUAAAUUGCUGUGUAAUUUACUUUCAUAGUAUCAAGAACAAAUCUUCCAAGUUUCAAUGGUUAUUAACUUGCACGCA